Molecule: messenger RNA, 881 nt
Organism: Astyanax mexicanus (Mexican tetra)
Lineage: Eukaryota; Metazoa; Chordata; Actinopteri; Characiformes; Acestrorhamphidae
Product: voltage-dependent L-type calcium channel subunit alpha-1D-like
Exons: 2
Coding region: 417-695 (92 amino acids)
Source: RefSeq, a predicted model, not a curated record
AAAGCUUAGCCUACUACAGCAAACUGCUACAGAGCCUGAGGAGACCCACCUCCACGAGGAAGUGUAUUUAUACUUAUUAUAUUAUAUGUAGAUCUACAGAGAUAUAUAUUUAACAAAAUAUCUCCUCACUAACCAUUAGCUCCAUUAUUUUUCCUCAUAAGUAGAUUCUGUUAAGUUCUGUUAAACAUGUAAACCUACUCUCGACAUGCUCUGGUGCCACAGGGAGAACCUUGAGAAUGGACCUGUACCUGUAGAUAUACUGUAUAUUUGUAUUAAUAGAAAGUAGACUGUAGGAAUUUAUGUAUGGUUGGUGGAAAACACAAGAUCAGAGGAGCUUUAAUUUGCUCAAGGAAGUAAAUAUUUCAUGGUGAGGAGAAGUACAGUUCAUCUACUGACGAGGUGACCCAACUGCAAACAUGGACCCUGCAGCUAAAGAUGGAGCUGCAAUGGGGGUCGUGGGGGAUCUCAACAAGUCGGAUACCCUCAACUCGACGGGAUCGGCCGGGGGCCGUAAGAGGACUGGAGGGGCCAAAAAGCAAAUGCAAGCCAAUAAGUCCAAAUUGCGAGCCCCAAGAGCACUGUGCUGCCUCACCCUCAGUAACCCCAUCCGUAUGGCCGCCCUUGCCCUAGUUGAAUGGAAAUAUCCUUCAUGCAGUGCUGCAAAUUUCAAUCCAUGUCUAAGCCAAAAGGUUUAAAAUAUGUGCUUUAAAAGGAUAAAAAAACAACAUGGAGAAAGUGGGACUAAUUUACCUGUACUAGCUUUAAAAGUGUGUAAAACAUUAAUUUGCAGAAGAUACGCAAUAGAAUUGACAAGUAGUCUCUCUUUCCUAGUUCUGUCCUGUUUUUAAAUGUCAGCAAUAUUUUAUCUUAGUGUAGCUUGU